UAUAACUAAUUUUUUUGUUAUUUACUUUUAGACGGAAUUAGAAUAUAUGAUAGAAGAUGCUAUAAAAGAAGGUGAUUUUGAAAAAGCUGAGCUUCUGAGUGAUACACUGGCAAAUAGAGAAUUUGCUGUAAAAAUUUCAAAAGCAUUUGCUGCUAAGAGGCAUCUUGAUAAUGUGCAAGAGCAAAGAGCUAUUGAGAAGGAAAGGAGAUUGAAGAAAAUUCGAUGGACGUUUGAUGCCAAAGAAAGGUGGCAAAUGAAAGGAAAUAUGUAAUGACAGAAGUUACUAAAAGUAAAAGGAGAGGGAAAUGUGUGAACACUUGUUCAGUAUGUGUCAUAAUGUAAAUAUAUAUUUUGUACAUUGUAAAAUUUUACUUUGCAAUUUGUAAGAAUAUUCCGGUAUGUAAAAUAAAAUGAAAAAGACAUGUGGCAUAGUGGAAAA
This is a messenger RNA of Stegodyphus dumicola, 439 nucleotides long. Its product is annotated as protein FAM204A-like. The record is from RefSeq and is a predicted model, not a curated record. NCBI's taxonomy places the organism in Eukaryota, Metazoa, Arthropoda, Arachnida, Araneae, Eresidae.